Molecule: messenger RNA, 282 nt
Organism: Plasmodium yoelii
Lineage: Eukaryota; Apicomplexa; Aconoidasida; Haemosporida; Plasmodiidae
Product: PIR protein, fragment
Exons: 2
Coding region: 1-282 (93 amino acids)
Source: RefSeq, a predicted model, not a curated record
AUGAAUAAGGAAGUGUGUAAAAAGUUCAAGGAUCUAAGGGACGCGUUUUCCGAUAAUUUGAACGCUAGUGGAAACUAUGAAUUUACAAAUAAGGAAAAUUUCGAUGAGUAUUGUACUGAUAAUAAAUGUAAUGAUAAUUUGGGUAAAAUUAAUGCUGGAUUUUUUUAUUUGCUUGAUGCAUUCUUUAAGGAUAAUUCUGUGUUUAAUUCUGUUGCAAAAAGUAACAUCAAUAUUGUUGAAUACAUUAUGAUAUGGUUAAGUGGUUCAGGGUUCAGGGUUUAG